AUGGCGUCUUUGAUUCUCAUUUCCCCCGUAGUAUUUCUCUUAUUUGCAACAUUCUACCACCUUGGUGAGGCCAACACAUUCAUUGUGGGAGGAUCAUUUCCCGGAUGGAGAGUUCCAGAUCCAGCCAACAACACUCUCCAACAUUGGGCUGACUCCCGUCGAUUCCGAGUCGGAGACACUCUUGAGUUUUACUACGACAGCAAGAACGAUUCGGUGUUAGAAGUGACAAAGGAAAACUACAAAAACUGCAUUACAGAAAAACCAUUGAAUGAAUACAGAGCGGAACCCACGAUGGUGACACUUAAUGUCUCAGGUCCACACUAUUUCAUCAGUGGAGCUCCAGGUCAUUGCACUAAAUAUGAGAGAUUGAUCGUUGUGGUACAGUCACCUAAUCAUCCCCCCAUGCCCACUCCCAAGCCAGUACCUGGCGCUGCUCCACCAACUCCUUCUUCAGAAUCACCUACUUCUCCGACAGCUCCAGCACCAGCUCCGAACACUGCCGUUGGGUUGGUUGCAGGAAGUGGCAUCUUCUGGGCCAUUGUUGCUAUCAUUGGGUUUGCUUGGGCCUAA
Eruca vesicaria subsp. sativa (arugula) is the source of this 570-nucleotide messenger RNA. The record is from the annotation of a GenBank genome assembly. NCBI's taxonomy places the organism in Eukaryota, Viridiplantae, Streptophyta, Magnoliopsida, Brassicales, Brassicaceae.